Molecule: messenger RNA, 12756 nt
Organism: Triticum aestivum (bread wheat)
Lineage: Eukaryota; Viridiplantae; Streptophyta; Magnoliopsida; Poales; Poaceae
Exons: 6
Coding region: 9121-10422 (433 amino acids)
Source: RefSeq, a predicted model, not a curated record
CCACCUCUACUUACUCGCUACGCUCCAUCGAAAUAAACCAGUAAAAAAAACCCUGGGAUCGAUCCUCGUGCCCACAGCAGAUCGAUCUGCGCCACAAUCCUUACCUUCGCACGCCCGAUCCCUUUGCCGGCGCCGAGCAGUCAUCGAGGAGCCGGCGUCGAGGUCCUCAAGGAGGUGCCGCCGCCGUCGUUGCAGGCCUCCGGGUUGCCAUCGGGACACCGCUGCCGAGAUCCGCCUUCGCCUUCGUCCGACAGAGGCGGCGGAAGGCAGCUGGGAGGGGAAGCGCACAACGACCCGGAAGACAUCCGCCCUCACGCGCUCAUCGUCUUGCUCGAUCUACCCGAGGGCUGCCGAUGGGCGCCUCGGCGGCGGCCACAGCGAGAUCUGCGUCUGGGACGUGACAAUCCCUCCGCCCCGGUCGCCGGUGAGAUUUCACUGCCUCGAUCCUUCCGGUCCCAGUUUAUCAGGUCAUCCCUGACAAGAGGGAGCGAGAGAUGCUACUGCCGGGCACGUGCACGCACGCGGGGCGGCCGCCUGCGAUCAGGGCCGCGUCCUCUCUCCUUCGUCGACCAUGGCCUCCGAACCACUCCGUUGUACCUCUGCGCCCAAGUGUCCGCUCCUCGAUCUUCAACAGAUUUGUUAUCGCCUCUCUUCCGUUGCAGGUCAAUCCCAAUUUGAUUUCUUAUCUGCUAUAUUGCAUUUGUUCUCCCAAAUGGGUCACCGUGCCUUCUGUGUCAAAAUUUGGAGAUGUAGUUCUGAAAACCAGUGAACAAGGAGAAAUUUGGAGAUGUAGUUCUAAAAACCAGUGAACAAGAAGCACAUGGGAGCCACUCAAUGCUCUACUAUUGAAAGUUGAGUAGGUGAUUAUGAGAUGAAGACGCUGGAAGAAGUUGGUGUGGUUGUUUGUCAGUAAAACUUAUCUGUAGUCAAGUCAUACCCAGCCCGUUGACCAUCAUCUGAAUGCCUCUGAUAAUAAUCAAGUGUUUUCUAUUGAAUAUGUUACAAUCCAUUCUGAAGCAAACUGAGUUACUAGCAGUUUAAGAAGAUGUUAUACACCUGACUGACAAAGAUCUUUUUUAUAUCCAUAAGGCAUUUCAUGACGAUCCAAGUAUAUUGCUGAUCAAAUAGAAAACAUGUAAUUUUCUGUUUCGGUAAUAAAUGGGCAAUUCAACGUAUAGCUGGGGCAGCCUGAUUUCCUCUUACACAUGCCCGCUAGCAGCAGCAGUUACAACCAGGCGGUUGCGGCCUGACUUGGCGGCUCUUCCUUUUUGUUUUGUGUUUGAAUCAGAUUUGGUGGUCUCGAUUUUACAGGCAUGUGUUGAUCUUGGUCUUGUUCUGUAUGCAGGUAGGGUACACUUGAUGUUUCAUGUUUGGUGAAAGAAAAGGAGCUUCCUAUGUUGAUUUCGGGCAAGACAUACAUUCUGCCAUGCAUUAGUAGAUCAAUUGCUUCUUUGUGUAGGGGAACGAUUAGUGAUUGAAUCUCUCUGUCUUGUUUCUUGAUUAUCCAAUUAGUUUACCCUCAUCUAUGCAUAAAUUGGUCCGAUUGAGUUAUGCCAUUUUUUUAAUAAUCUAUAUUGGUUUUAUAUAUGACUAGAACAAUAUGAUACGAUGCACAUCGGUCCACUUUACUGGCAGCUAUCCUUCAAGAUUGAGGGGAGGCACUCUUGUGGACCUGCUCAAUGUUCGAGGAGAUACGGCUGACUAAACAAGGUUAUUUUAAAGUUCUGUGUGGUUCAUGUUAGCUAUCUAUCAGUAAUAGUACAACCUUGAUUUUUAUGUCGUUCAGGUUUACCUAACCAUCAGUAACAUUACUUUCUAUUGGAGACUUCUUACAGGAGGUGCUUAUAAAAUGAUAGUUGAACAUGUACAGAGUUUGGAUCACGAUCAUCUAUUUACCAGGCAUCAGUUAACUCAAGGCAUCGAUCAAAAUCUAGCAUUCUUUGUUGUGUGCAUCAUGGAGAAGACAAAGAACAGAGAUUGUGUGAUAUAUCCGAUAACGCAAUAUAAUUUUCUCUUGCAUAUUUAUAAUCUGCCAUUUGAAUGAUGUUUUCUGUGUUGUAGUCAAAUCAAGACAAUUUGCAACUUUGGUGUUAUGACGUUGGAGGCCGUGCUCAACAGCAAUGGGGGACUGUUCGUUGAUGCCCGACCCACGAUGCCGGCGAAGGAAUGAGAGUCGACGAGGAGUGGACGCCAUGGGUUCGUGAACUGGCGAAGCCUCCGUUGUCCGUUUGGUAAUGUCCGACGCAUUAGAGGCAUAGUAUGACUUGUCUCGAUUAUGAUGUCGUCCACAAACAUCCAACGGAGGGGAACCCGUCCCAGUUUCCAUCUUGAUGACUACAAAUAGAGGGAAGUUGGCCUGUGCCUUACUAGAGACAAAUGAACCAAUAAAAUGAUUGGAAAGGUUCUUCCCAAGCAAAAGGACGCCGCCGUCGCCUCGUAUCCCCACACGCCGCUAGCAUGGCCGUGACAACUGAUGAGCACGCUCCACCCCCAUUCCUGCCACAGAUGAAGAAAAGUAGGCUCAAUCGGGCCAUGACUAGAGUUGAAGAAGGCUCAGGCAGAUGGUGAUACUCUCAAACCAGCAACACCGAAGACGAGCCCAGCGGCAACAUGAUGGAGACCAGCUGUACUUCUUGAUCUGGUAUCUGAAUCAUUGGUCGUCAGUGUUUCCACGGAAAGCGUGUAGAGGUAGAUGGUUCUGCCGAUAACCGGCACACUGAGGUAGGUGUAGGUCUGGACGCUGGUGCUGUUGGAGGCGCGCCGAUCGAGCUCAGCCAUCACUCAGCCGGGCAGUACUUUGAGCUGUCACAGAAAUAUCAUGAUCAUCUUUUAGCGAAUACAAAGGCUAGGCGGGGCGGUCGAUUUGCAGCGGGGUGGCGUGAGGGAUAUCUCGUUUGGAAGAGCAGGUGGAGUACAAGGUCGCGUCGAGGUCCAAUGACCGGAAUAUCGGCUCCACAGAGGACGCCAUCACAGGUGCGUCGAUCUCAAUCUUCUCCUCCAUUGCCAUUGUCAUCGUUACCCGUGUGUGUAGCAGGUGUGCUCUCACACUCAAGAAUUUUCAGUACGUGAUGGGUUCUUUCUAACUCAGAUCUUGCUUGCCUUAUCGUGACAUCUUCUUUGCCAUGGUAAGCACAUCAUGGUUCGUUCGCCCUCAUGACUUUUUUUUAUGACAUUAAUGGAGUUCAGAAAGCAGUUUUAGUGAAGAUCGAAUGGUUUUUAGAUUAAGUAGAGAAUACAAGAGUACUCUUCUGUAGUGUAUUGUUGUUCAACUGAGACAUAUGCAGUGGGUUUGAUGGCCGCAGGAUAAUUAAAGCCAAGGUAAAGACUAUACAUUCACAAUUCCUAUUGUUAUAAACAGGAAAAAAAAGAUAUAGGCGAAUACUACUGUUUUAGAUGCCGGUAAAAUGGACUAGAAUUUCAUGAGUUGUUUAGUCAGCAUGCUACCGCUCAUCAGAGGCAGAGGACCAAAUUUUUUCGAGGUAGGUCAGCCAAGACUACAGCACGUGAGACUUCCUCACUGCUAGCCUCUAGCGCUAGGGCGUGCGUCUUCACCGUCCACCUUGGCCUCCGGCACAAACACUCCUGCUGCUUGCUGCUAGGCGCUAGCCCGCUGGGGUUCGCGCGUGGCAUGCGCUAGGGCUGGUGGUUUGUGUUCUGCUGUUCCUGUUCAUACCUUUGUGAUGACUGGUUCGGUACGUCGUGUGUGUGACGUAUGUGCAGCCAUCAGGCAAGGGCAUGACCCAAAUAAGGAUCCUUCUAAGAAGUCACGACCCAACAUCAAAGAUAACUCUUCCUUUCAUUGACUUAUUGCACCUGUCAUCCGUCGAUCGAGCGUAUUUGCCGGAAAAUAAAGGUUGGGCGGACACCCUGUAUCUUCAGUAUUUCUCCCACUUUUUCUUCUACAUGUGUAAAUGUAGUUACACUUGAGAAAGCGAGAAAUAUUUGUUUUGUCAAAAAAAUGACAUAUCUUUGUUAUCUGGAUGCCCGUGCGUUGAUAGGUGCGUGUGUGUUUAGCAAUGGGAGCUAUAUCCCAAGUGCAUGUGUUUAGAUAGUGAAUUUAAGUACUACUUAUUUUGGCAAAGUGUCCUUUCCAGUAUGGUUUUGAAUUCAGAAUUGUUACAUAAGGAGCACCGGUGAUUUCAUUAAUCUACAAAAAUAUAGAUUGUUCCUUCAAACUACCUGUUUCUACUCUAUUAGAUGUUCGUAAGCAAUAUUAUGCUAUUAAGAUGCCAUUUUUAAAUUGCCUUUUGGCCUUUGGAUCACAACUAUUUUGUUUUGCUUCAUUUUAAGUAAAAUUGAGCAGGUUGUGUGUCCUGUUUUGCACACAUUUUUGCUUCGGUAAUGUAAGUCCAUUAACCUUCAAUUCUUCUAUACUUUAUAUGAUUAUGCAAUCUACCACUUACAUGUAAAGAGUGUCAUAUCUUAGUUUGCUGCAAUUUAUGCCCCUACAGAAGAAACGGUUUCACGGCAAGGCAACAAAAGUUAUUACGGCAUAGAGCUUCUAUCAAGUAAAUUUCCUAGCAAAGAAAUGAGCACUUUUUUUCGAGAAAACGCAAAGGACCUUUGCAUUUCAUUUCAUGGAAAAGGUAGACCAAUCCUCCUAGGAGGUGAGCAGUACAAAGAAAAGCACAAAAUCAGUGGACAUCCCAGGUUGUGGGCAGAACAACCCGAAGUCCCUGGGCUCCUGCUUCAGCCCAACACCGGGCCUCGUCCUUGAUCCUAACCACUAGUGAUUCGAUGGAUGGCGUGGCGUUGUCGAAGACACAGGCGUUCCUGUGCUUCCAGAGCAUCCAGGGCACAAGAAGCGCGAUGGAUUUGAGGGCCUUCCGAUGCGCCGGCGGCGUGAGCUCUUUCGCGCCCAGCCACCACUCCGUGACCGUGUGCUCCUGAUCGGGGAUUUGGACCGGAAUAAUCAACCAAUCAAGGACAAUGUGCCAGGUCUGACGUGUAAAGGGGCAGGUCAGCAGCAGGUGCUGGAUAGUUUCCACGGCCUGGUCGCAAAGGAGGCAUCGAGGGUGAUGCUGCAAGCCACGUCGCGCGAGCCUCUCAGCAGUCCAGCAGCGAUCCUGGUCGGCGAGCCAAUGGAAAAUUUUUACCCGUGGAGGCGCCCAACUCUUCCAUACCAACUUCCAAGAAUGGCACCGCGUGGAUCCCUGGAAAGUGGCCGCAUAACAUGAGCGCGCCGAGUAGGUGCCAUUGGUGGUCCACCUCCAGAGCAGGCGAUCCGGCUCGUUCGUCAGGAUGGUGUGGCACACAGCCUGCCAUAGCAGUAAGUAUUGUCCGAUCUCGUUCAGACCCAAGACCCCUUGAAUAUCAUGUGCCCAAGAGUUACCCGCCAGCCCUUCAGCCACCGUCCUGGCCUUGCGUCGAUGUUUGGGAAUGCAUUGGUGGAGUAGGGGAGCUAUCUCACCUACAGACUGCCCGCCAAUCCAGCGAUCUUCCCAAAAAAGCGCCGUCGAGCCACUUCCAAUGAUCAUGGUAGUGGAGGCAAAGAAGAGCGCGCGCUCCUCGUGAGAGAAUUGCAGAUCGAGACCUUGCCAGGCACGGUCUGGAUCGACGCGGACGAACCAGAGCCAUCGCAAUCAUAGCGCGAGGCCAGCGCGCUCCAGGUCUCGGACUCCCAGCCCACCAUACGUGAUAGGACGGCACACACGGCUCCAGUUGACAUGGCAAUGGCCACCGUUGGCCACGGCCCGCCCAGCCCACAAGAAGCCUCGCUGGAUCUUCGCCAAUUGUUUGAGCGUCUUCUUCGGGGGAGCGAACGCGAGCAGCUGGUGCACUGGUAUUGCGUUGAGGACCGAUUUGACAAGGGCAAGACGCCCGGCUUUGUUCAUGAGCCACGCCUUCCAGGUAGGAAGCCGGGCAGCCACCGUAUCAACGAGGGGCUGCAACUGGGCGGCGGAAGGCCGUCGCGUCGACAACGGGAUGCCCAGAUAAGUGAUGGGGAGCUGCACCACCGGGCAACCCAAUUGGGCGAUCACCUCUUGUCCCUGCAUAUCACCGUGCAGGACGGUGGCAGAGCUCUUCGCAUAGUUAACCAGCAGCCCGCUCGCUUUGCCGAACAGGGUCAAGAUACCCUUGAUGGCAGCAGUGUCCUCCGGCGUGGCAUGACAGAAUAGCAUCACAUUGUCAGCAUAGAGGGAGAUCGCUGGGAUUGGGCGUCGGGGGUGCAACUGCUGCAGAAUGCCGGCAUCGAGCGCUCGGCGCAUCAACCGCCCAAGCGUGUCCACAGCGAGAACGAACAGCUAGGGGGACAUGGAGUCGCCUUGGCGCAGGCCACAACGGUGCCAGAUCGGGGGGCCUGGCCCGCCGUUCAUCAUGACACGGGUGCUGGACGUCGAAAGCAGGAUCGCAAGCCAUUCCCGAAAUCUGUCCCCGAACCCAUAUUGGCGCAAAACCUCAAAGAGGAAUGGCCAAGAUAUGGAGUCAAAGGCGCGCGUGAGGUCGAGCUUGAGCAUGAUCCGCGGAGCUCCGAGUUGGUGCAGCAAUUUGAGAGAUUGCCUCACGAGGAUGAAGUUAUCAUGGAGGCUCCGGCCGGUGAUGAACGCGUUCUGGUUGCGACUGACCAGGCUAUCCAAUCUGGGGGCAAGCCGCAGAGACAGGACCUUGGUGAAUAUCUUGGCCAUGAUAUGGAUCAAGCAGAUCGGGCGGUAGUCGCGGAGCUGCUGGGCGUCGGCGCGCUUGGGCAGAAGGGUCAUGAGGGCUUGGUUGAGCUUGCCAAAGCCACGGCCCCGCAUCUCGAACAGUUGCUGGAAGACAUCCAUAAGGUCCUGUCGAACGAUGGUCCAGCAAGCUCGCAGGAACUCCGCAGUGAAGCCGUCAGGCCUAGGUGCCUUGCGAGCGGGGAGGCGCUUGAUCGCGUCCCAAACCUCCUCCACGCUGAAGGGAGCGUCCAGGCUCGCCAGAUCACAAGGCUCAGUGAGCCCCUCCAGGUUGAGCGUAAGGUCGCGGUCGGCGGCCGUGCCCAGGAUCUCGCCAAAGUGCUCGAAAGCAGCCUGCGCCAUCGCGUCCUGGUCGGUGAGCGUGUGCCCAUCCACGGCCAGGCUGAAGAUUCGAUUCUUCUGACGGCGAAAGGAGCAUUGCCGUUGGAAGAAUCCCGUGCUAGCGUCGCCGUCCUUGAGCGUGGCGAUGCGGGCGCGCUGCCUGGCGAUGGUGCGCUCCAACGAAGCGAGGCCAAGGUACGAGACCUUGAGGCGCUUUCGCAGCCAAUCCUCCUCCGGAGUGAGAGCUCGAUCCUCCCGGGCCUUGUCAAAGCGCGAUAUGAGCUCACGAGAAAUGGCCAACUUGUCGCGAAUACUGCCUGUCUUCUUGGCACUCCAGCUUGUGAGCCUGCGCGCCGUGGCCUGGAAGCGCAACAUCAAUCGAUGGAAGGGGUCAGGGUCAUGGACCGAGCCCCAAGCUGCAGCCACCGUGUCGUGGAACCCAUCAAGCCUCAACCAGAAGUCCUCAAAAUGAAAACGUCUAUGCGCCGUGAGCAUGGGGGAGCAGUCCAGCAGCAGGGGGGAGUGGUCCGAGAUGAUCGACGCAAGGCAGCGAAGGUGACAUUCGCCGUGAGCAUCCUCCCAGUCCGAGGUGCAGAGCACACGAUCCAGGUGCACAAGAGUGGGAGGGGACUGCUCGUUCGACCACAUGAAGCGACGCCCGUUGAGGUAGACCUCCUUAAGCGCAAGGUCAUUGACGAGGCGACGGAAUCUGCCCAUCAUACGACGAUUUAAGUUACCGUUGUUCUUGUCCACGUCGCGCAGGAUGAGGUUGAAGUCUCCGCAAAGCAUCCAAGGCCCGGGAUAGGCCGCACGAAUCUCCCUCAGCUCAAGCAUGAACGCAAUUUUGUCCGCGUCGUCCUGGGGUCCAUACACUACAGAGAGCCACCAAGGGAUGCCCGAGGCCGUGGCCACUUUGGCCGAGAGGGCAUUCGUGGUGAACAACGGGUCCGUGAUAGUCACGACCCUGCUCUUCCAAGCCAGUAAGAUGCCGCCCCGCGUGCCAAGAGCCGGGAGGUAUGUGUAGUCAUCAAACUCUGAACCAGGGGUGUCAAGAACAACAGACGAACAAAGCAACUCCAUCUUAGUUUCCUGCAAGCACACAAUGGAGGCAGCGGUGGUAUCCAACAGCGAGCGAAUGGCGGUGCGCCGGCUCCACGAAUUCAGGCCGCGCACAUUCCAUACAGCAAUCUUAAGGCCGUGAUCCAUGGAAAGUGGAUCGACGGGGAGCGGGCAGGAGCCGCCUAGGAUGUGCAGGCGACCUCGACAUGUGCUGGCGCGAUCGGCGGGCAGGAUAGGCAUGCUGGGAUCUCGCGGUCGACCAACGCGGCCAUGGCCUUGAGCACCUGGAGCGGGAUGGGCAUCGCAAACAUGCCAUCGUAGGCCUUCAUCUCGGCGGGGGUUAUCUUCUGAUUCGUCCCAAUGAUCCCCAGGGUGCGCAGGAUUUGGACCUGCGCACGUCUCUCGGCAGUGGGUGGCGCCGCCGCCGGGCGGGCAGUGGCAGCCGAGCGGCCGCGACGGGGGGAGAAGUUCAGGGGCCUGCACGGCCUCCUCCCAGGCGUCGGCAGGGCCGCAUCGAUGUGCUUGGUGGCGGCGGCCAGAAAUUCCCCCAACGUUAGGGAGCUUGGCGCAGCGGGACGGGCGCGGGAACAGCGCAUGGUGAUCGGCGGGGAUGCGAAGCGCUCGGCAGCAGGCAGAUUCGUCCGCAGUUGGGCCCUCGCAGGCGUGCGGGCCUCCAAGUUGAGUCCCGUUGCGAUGAUCGGGCUUUGUGGCCUCUGCAGAAUAGUCACCUGGGGCGAGAGCCCAGUGUCCUCAAUGGGCUGGGCCUGGGGCAGUAGAGAGGCCUUGGCCUGGGGGGACAAGGUGGGGCGCUCCUCUCCACCCACGACGCGCGCAUGGGGCCCGGAGGACCGGUCAGCGGGGACAGGGCCGUCGUCAGGUGGGGGUGCAGGCGAGACGCCGCUUUGCCCCGACAAGCAGGCCGGCACAGGCUGUGAGGCUGGUCCCACGCGCAUCUCGGGCAGAUCCCGACAAUUCCUCGGAUCAGGAGCAUCAGAACCAGGGCCCAUACAAUCCUCCUCGGGGGCAUCCGAUGGUGUGAGAUUCAAAUCUCGGGAUCCUUUCGGAGUGUUCUCCGCGAAUGGGGGCAUGCCACUUGGUCCGUGGCCUGGCUCCACGCUGGGGAUUGGAGCAGCCGAGGGGCCAGGCGGGGGGCCACCGACAGGCGUCCUUCGCGCAUCUCCGUCAUCUCCUGCAGCAACAGAGGCCCUGCCCGCCUGGGCCACCGCCAAAGCUUGCUUUGGCUUUCUUUUGCGCCUCCCUUUACUGGCGCGGCCACGCAUGUUGGUGGGGCCAUGCUGAUCGCGCUGCUGCUCCAGCUGACCACGCUGCCCAGGCCAGGACUCUAUGGCGCAGCCGCGACGGUGUACGGACGGCGGCGCAACCGCGGAGGGCGGCGCGGGCCAUGCAGACGCGACGGACAGACCGUCGGUGCGCGCAGCGCGGUUCCCAACCCGCCACCCCAGGGAGUCGACGGCCAUGCCAUCAGCCGGCCGGCCGGCGGCGCCUCCGAGCGUCGACGCUUGCGACCGCGGCGACGCGCACGGCCAGGGCCGCUGCCACGAGCAGGGCCGUCGCCAUCACCGGCCGGUCCGUCGCGAGCGCCAGCACGGGGAGCUGGGGCGCCGAUCCUCUCCGCACGGGCCAGCGCGAUGGAAAUCGGGUAGGUGAGGGUCCGGAUGGCAGGCGCCUCCGAGCCCACGCGCGCGGGGAUCUGUUCCACGAUUUCCAGGAUGGCGGCGCGGCGGAUGUUGGCAGGAUCAUGCGUGCGCCCCGCCAGCCGGAAGACAGCCAAAUCAGCCCUAGAACGCGUGCCGGGGUGGAGUCUCUCAAUCCAGCAGCUCUCCCCAAGAAUAUGCUCGGCCGUCGAGAGGUGCCAUGCCUGAGCGGGGAUGCCCCGGAGCUCAAGCUCGACGCGGUGCUCGAACUGGCCGGAGCCCGCAUGAGCCAGCUUGCUCCAGGGUCGCACAGAGAGGGAGAACCGCGGGGAGCGGAUGAAGUGAUCACCGUUGAGGCGAUCCAUGGUCGAGCGCGAGUUGAAGAGGAUCAGAAAAUCUUCGGGGUGAUGGACGUGAACUGUGAAGUCACCGUCGACGAGCUCGAGGGAGGAGAUGAGCACGUCGGCGACCUCGGCAGCGGACACGGGUGGCCUGUUGCCAGUAAUGGAGGCCACCAUCGCGCGGGUGAGAACCACCUCGGCCUCCUCCAUCUCAACCGAGUGCGACAUGAUGACCCGCACCGGUGCGGGGGCGGGAGCCAAGGGAGCGCGGACCACCGGAGCAGCAGGUGGUGGCGGCGACGGCGUUGUGGCCCGAGGCGCAGCCCCGCGAACAGCAGGGCCCGAGCGGCCGGAGUCGGCCCGGGAACAUGUGUCAGACCCUGAUGGCACGUUUCUUGACAGCAGCGCCAUGGAAAUCUUGCUGGGGCUUGGCAGCCUUGCAUGUUUAUACCUUAAACAUGUUCCAAGACUGCUCAACGACAAGUUGAAUUUUGACCCUCCCUGAAUGGUCUCUACAAGGCUACAUGGGCCAUGGGCUGAAGUAUAUCAUGAGAUUUACCCAAUCCACCUUACAUUCAACUAUGCACAAUAGCGAUGCCAUGUUUUUAAAUAAUCUAUAUAUAUGCUUCUACAUUGAAAUCCAAUUUCAUCAUAAUUUUGCUAUUUUAUAAUAGUAUAACACUGGUAGACGUAUGGGUUGUCCCUCUAAAAUUUAAGCUUCGUCUCCAUGCUUGCUUUUGUCUAUUGGUACCCUGAUUUUCUUAGAAAGGUGGUCUUGUGAUUACUGAGUUAACAGCUGUUGUCGAAAUAUUCAGAAAAUUCAGUUUUAUUUGAGUCGUAGCUGUAGUUGUUUGAACUCAGUUUCGUCAGCUUGUUUUCUUCAGUUAAACUUUAGCAGAAACAUACCAAGCUGUGACGAUGUCCUAGAUUGUUAGGAUAGAUCCUCGCAAUGAUUGGAUCGUGGGAUGGCACGGCACAACGGUCACGGCGAUGAUGCAGAGAGGUGUGCAAGGAGUUCUAGGAUGGCGGCACUCACAACUCGGAUAUGUCAUGCUUUUCCGUUUUUCAGUUAGCAUUGUAAUCACUCAAUAAAUAGAGGAGGGAGAAGAAAAGUUGUAGACUGAACACAGCACAAAACAUCGUCUCUCUCUCUCUCUCUGUCUCUCUCUCUUUGUUAGCUCUCCAAUUUAUGAAAUAUUUAGUUUUCAGUGGUUGCCCUUUUUAUAUAUUUUAUUUUAACUAAAUUCACAUCUCCAUGGUUCAGCCCGUCUUUCUGGCUUGAGGCUUAUCAAACACUUUUGGGUUCAAGAUUCAUGACAAACAAGGCAAGAUGCACAAAUUUAACUGUGGUAUGCACACUCAUUUUGGUGUCACACAACUGGAGUUAUAUCAUCGCUCUUUCUUUUCCCAUGUCAUGCCCACUAAUUUAUACUAUUGUAACCUACCUCAAAUUCUGGUACUGUUCAAGCUCCAUUCUCUAUAUAUGUGCCUAUAUACCUAUAUCACUGUCAGUUCUCUAAGGUUUCUUCUUUUCCUAAUACCAUUUGACAGUACGAAGAUGAUGAUCACAAUAAAGUCAUGCUCUCAUCGGAUUCCGACGAAGGGGAGCCUUGGCGCAGUGGUAAAGCUGCUGCCUUGUGACCAUGAGGUCACGGGUUCAAGUCCUGGAAACAGCCUCUUACAGAAAUAUAGGGAAAGGCUGCGUACUAUAGACCCAAAGUGGUCGGACCCUUCCCCGACCCUGCGCAAGCGGGAGCUACAUGCACCGGGCUGCCCUUUUUUUUAUUUUCUCAUCGGAUUCCGACCAUAUAGCGACUGUGUACCAUGCAAAGCAAAUCGCUUGGAAGGUAAUAAGAGGCAAAUUCAACCUUCACUCUACAAAAUCUGCAACACAUCAUAUUAAUUGGAAACUCAAAUCUUGAUUGCAAAAGUUAAGUCUGUGCUAUAAAUGCAGGCAAUACAAAAGGUAGGAAGAACUUAGGAAGGUUCCUUUUUUGUCCUCGUAAUGGGACAAUUUAACUAAGUUGCUCUCUGCUGGUUGUUUGAAGACAAAUUAUAAUGUGUAACCUAUCAAAUACUAAAUUAAACUUUAUCCUCAGUUCCAUGUUAUUCCAUGUAGUAGUGUAUGCGGAAAUUAUAUUGAUGAUUUCAUUUUACCUUCAUAUCUGCUUAAUUUUCUUACCAAACACAAAAGCUCUAUGUCUUGAUGUGUUCAUAGAAGCGAAGAUAUAAAUCAUGAUGCAAGCCUAAUACGCUGAUAAUAUUUUUACGGUUCAAUGUUCCUAUGAGGGGAGUGGGUGGGGACGGCAAUGAGUGUCUUAACAUAUCAAGCAGUUGCCGCCUAUGAGGGGAGUGAGUGGAGAUGGUCAGAUCUGUGCGGCGGAGGGGUGAUGGAAGCUCGAAUGGAAGAUUUCUCGCGAGCAUCGGAGCAAUUUAUUGGCCAGAUCGACCAUAAAGCUCCUACAUAGACAUGAAGGAUUGUCAUUAUUAAGAAGUUCAAUCUUUGGAAAUUCAGCAUGUGACACUGUAAAAAUAGAAAGAAGCUAGAAAAUUGUCUCUGGCCGAUUUCGUAUGUAGCUGUGAGCAUUGCUAAUUUCUGUCAACAUGAACGAGAUCUGGACUAUUUAUAUAGCUACCAUGUGCUCAACAAAUUGUCUGAUAAUGUAACACUCCUGAAUAGAUUGAUGUAUGAUAAGCACAUGUGUUAAUUUUGGAGCA